This is a messenger RNA of Pichia kudriavzevii, 309 nucleotides long. RefSeq lists its product as uncharacterized. The coding region runs from base 1 to 309 and encodes 102 amino acids. Gene Ontology annotation, cellular component: Golgi membrane; COPII-coated ER to Golgi transport vesicle; endoplasmic reticulum membrane. NCBI's taxonomy places the organism in Eukaryota, Fungi, Ascomycota, Pichiomycetes, Pichiales, Pichiaceae. The record is from RefSeq and is a predicted model, not a curated record. Gene Ontology annotation, biological process: endoplasmic reticulum to Golgi vesicle-mediated transport. The transcript has 2 exons.
AUGUUUGGGCUUGGAACGCUGUUUUACGCGGUUUUGUUUUUUGUUAAUGGUAUUGCUGUCUUGAGCGAGGAUAGAUUCCUUGCACGUAUAGGGUGGUCCUCAAAGAACACGAUUCAUGGAAAUACACAGGGAAUGGGUACACAAUAUGGAUAUGGUGAUUAUAAUAUGCAGGGAAAUACGAAUAUGGAGAAUGGUGAUGGGAUUAAAUCGAGAUUGAUUAAUUUGAUUAGUGCAACACGUACGCUAUUGCGUAUCCCUCUAAUCAUUGUUAAUGUUUUGGUGAUUCUAUACGAGCUGGUUUUGGGUUAG